AUUACGGAACCCCUCCCCUCGAUCAAGUACUAGAGAAGCGAAAGAAGAACGUUCCUCCCAUAGUCCCACUCCAGGGCCCUUUUCUAUUUCAUUAGAAACUGCAAAAUUUUCUUAUUAGCCAACAAUUUUCAGAGAAAUGUUAAGAAUUCUCACUUGGUCACGGUCCUCCCUCAGGUCCCGAUCUCAACUUUCUCCUUCUUCUUCAUUUUCCAUUCUUUCAUCAUCAUACUCAACUUUGAACCAAGGCUCCGAAGACAAUCAAAGCACCGCCGGUUCAGUUUUCAGCAGGGAUCCAUCUGACCCACCUCGCCUUUUCGUCGUCCAGCCUCGUGUCCGUCCCGCUACUUUCUUGCAGGCCAAACUCAACGAGGCUCUUUGUUUAGCUAACUCCCUUGAGGAACAACGUGAUGGCUACUUUCAUUCUGAUUUCUUCGAUAAGGAGUUGCCUCCUCAUGUUGUUGUCCAAAACCCUUCUCUUAAAUCUGCCAAAAUCCGCGCUGACACGUAUUUUGGACCUGGAACUGUAGAAAACAUCAAAUGCCAUUUGAAUGCUCUGGAGUCCAAGGAUGGAGUUGAUGCUGUUUUUGUCAAUACCAUCCUGUCUGGAGUACAGCAACGUAAUUUAGAGCGAAUUUUGGGAAAACCUGUCUUAGAUCGUGUUGGCCUUAUAAUAGAAAUAUUCAAUGCUCAUGCACACACUAAGGAAGCCAAGUUACAGGCUGAGUUAGCAGCUCUUAUGUACAAGAAGAGUAGACUUGUCCGUGUACGUGGGCUGGACGGCCGCAAUACGUUUGGAGCUAGUGGAGAAGUUGAAGUUGUUAGUGCACGAGGGAGAGGAAGUGGGGGUCGUGGUUUCAUCAGUGGUGCUGGAGAAACUGAACUGCAGCUUCAACGCCGAAGAAUCUUGGAGCGGCGGAAUCAUUUGUUAUCCCAGAUUGAAGAGGUUCGCCGUACCCGAGCUGUGCAACGUGCAGCUCGUAAGAAACGAGGUGGACUUGAUGGCCGAGGUUUAGCUACUGUUGCUGUUGUAGGAUACACAAAUGCUGGGAAGUCUACAUUAAUUAGUGCACUCUCAGAUAGUAAUCUGUAUAGUGAUGCAAGAUUGUUUGCAACAUUGGAUGCUAGAUUAAAAAGUGUUGUUCUUCCUUCAGGGAGGAAAGUGCUUCUUAGUGAUACUGUGGGAUUCAUAUCUGAUCUGCCAGUACAGUUGGUGGAAGCAUUUCAUUCAACCUUGGAAGAGGUGCUGGAGGCUAACCUCCUUCUGCAUGUAAUAGAUUGCACUGCACCUAACCGUGAUGAACAUCGGUCCACGGUGUUGCAAGUUCUUCAGCAAAUUGGAGUGUCAGAGGAGAAGCUUCAGAACAUGAUUGAAGUCUGGAACAAGAUUGAUUAUGAAGAAGAAAUGGGUGCUGGUGAAUAUAUGGAUGAUGGUGAAGAUGUUGAGAUGAGCAAUUUCUCAGCUGCAGAAGAUGGUGAGACUAAAGAUUCUCCAGGAGAAGAUUGUGAUGUGGCAUUUGAGCUAUUAGAUGGGAAAUCAGUUGAUGGUAGUGAUGCAUUGAAGCCUUCACUUGGAGAGCUUCAACAGACCAUGGAUGACAAGCAAGACGAUUACUCUGAUGGCUGGCUGUUGUCAGAGGACGACACUGCGGAUGACUACUGGAAUACCCUGAAUGAACAGCAGCAAGCUGAGACCUCCAAUGAGUGUAAGGUGGAAAAAGAUUCCGAAUCUCAACCUCAGCAUGUUCCUCAUGUCAAAGUGUCGGCACUAACCGGCGUGGGCUUGCAAGAACUAUUGGAACUUAUAGAUGAAAAGCUCAAGGUGCAAGAUGACCAGCUGAAGUCUGAAAAAGUAGUGGGAAACAGUUACAUCGAUCGAAAAUGGAGGCCCCCUCGAAAAGAGGAUGAAGAGGUAGCAGUUGAACAAUAAACAGCAGGCAAAUGCAGUUCAUUUUCUUCACCUCUGGUGACUGUCAGCAUAUCACACACACCAUCAUCAAAAUACUGGUGAAAGCCCUGAUGGCACAGAUGAUGAAUAAGCCGGAGAGCAACUUGAGAUGAAUCUCACCGUUUCCCUAGGUCGAGUUCAGAGUUAUGGAUCUCCCAAUGAAGACAGAGUUUCCAGGCAUUGGAUUAUGCUGCAUGAGAGCUCAAACUUUGUUGUAUAUUUAAUGUAGAAUGUGAUGCACUUCCUUUGCUUGCAAAAUUGUACUUAUUAAAAGGUUUGAAUCCCAAAUCUUUAGAUUUUGUGCACACGAACAAUAAUAAAAAUCAUAUUAACCCAAA
Messenger RNA from Gossypium raimondii (Peruvian cotton), 2283 nucleotides. RefSeq names its product GTP-binding protein At3g49725, chloroplastic. Lineage: Eukaryota; Viridiplantae; Streptophyta; Magnoliopsida; Malvales; Malvaceae. Gene Ontology annotation, molecular function: ribosome binding; GTP binding. The coding region runs from base 137 to 1927 and encodes 596 amino acids. The transcript has 13 exons. Gene Ontology annotation, cellular component: cytoplasm. The record is from RefSeq and is a predicted model, not a curated record.